Messenger RNA from Xiphophorus maculatus (southern platyfish), 1259 nucleotides. RefSeq names its product probable N-acetyltransferase CML3. Lineage: Eukaryota; Metazoa; Chordata; Actinopteri; Cyprinodontiformes; Poeciliidae. The record is from RefSeq and is a predicted model, not a curated record. Bases 382 to 1146 code for a protein of 254 amino acids. The transcript is spliced from 2 exons. Gene Ontology annotation, molecular function: N-acetyltransferase activity.
CUCCCAAAGAAACCCAGUGAUUGAGUUCUUUACUCUGUUGACUAAGCUAAUUAAGUUUAUAAAAAAAGUCUAUGUUUCUUAAUCAAAUCAUUGCUGUGAAUAAUUUCAAUCAAACUUUUAACACACUUCCACAAAUUGAUAUCAACUCAAUUUAGCUGUGUGGUUUAGUAUACACAUUGCUCAGUGCUUUCAACAAUCAUUGGUCGUAAGUCGUCUAAGGUCUUCCUGUUGUGUGUGUGUGUGUAUGUAUGGUGAGCAUGCUCAGACCAAUUUCAAUCCCUUUCAUGAACGACUGAUUAUCAGAAUCUGUAGCCUAAGUCCAGGCACAGCAGCAGCAUUAAAUUCUUCAGUGCAAGCGGAAGACGAGGGGAAAGAGUCGGCAUGGCCCACAAAAGCGACUUCCAGUUCUCCAUCAGGGAAUACAAACUCUCAGAUCAAGAUGUGGUCAUGUCACUCUUUCACGAUGGGAUACUUGAACAUGUUUACCCAGCGUUUUUCAAGGCAAUAAGCAAUCCAGACCAUGUCGGGAUUGCUCUCAGUAUUUCCAUGGCUGGCUACGUCCUUGGAGGUAGCUCCUAUUUCCAAGCAUUGCUCUUUGGGACCCUUUGGGCUGGCUUUAUUUAUUACUGCUGCCAUGACAUCUACGAUAGCUACAUGAUGGGGAGGCUAAACACAGACAUGGCCGACAUUCAAGCAAGCUACCUGGAAAUCCCAGACAAUGGCUUUUGGGUGGCAGAGGCAGACGUCAACGGUCAGGUCAAGGUGGUGGGAAUGGUGGCGGUGACGGGCCAAAGGGGGGUGGAAGAAGGGGAAAGGUUUGACGACUUGAACGGUGGAGUGAGCGUCACAGAGUUUGCUCAAGACGCAGGAGACAGAAGUUACGCCCGGAUGACUCAUGUGGUCGUGGCAUUCGCGUGGCGCCGCAGAAACCUGGGCUCGCAGCUCACACGGAAGGCUCUGGAUUUCUGCAAGGAUCGAGGCUUCUCCCGCUUCGUUAUGGCUCUUAGCUCACCACAGACCGCGGCCAUUUCUAUGUGUCAAAAACUAGGCUUUGUUCAAACGUCAUCCUACCAUAACACCCAUGCUAAUCCCUGGUUCUCCAAAUUAGCAAGAAUAAAUGUGAUUGAAAUGGAGAAGUUAAUUUAAGAAAAAUGGACACUAGUUUGACCUCAACACCUGAGACUGAGCAAAUAGUUCAGUAAAGCAAGAAUAUUCCAACUAAUUUAUGUUUAUUGUCAUUUUUGAUUCAAACCAUUUUC